Molecule: messenger RNA, 638 nt
Organism: Cornus florida
Lineage: Eukaryota; Viridiplantae; Streptophyta; Magnoliopsida; Cornales; Cornaceae
Product: metallothionein-like protein type 2
Exons: 3
Coding region: 104-355 (83 amino acids)
Molecular function (GO): metal ion binding
Source: RefSeq, a predicted model, not a curated record
GAAGCACUAAUUAUCCUUGUACAUUGAGCGUGCGUUUCUAGUGUAGUUGUAGUCAUCAACAUCUCCUUCUAUAUCUUCUCACAAAACUCUCUCUCUAAAAAAAAUGUCUUGCUGCGGAGGCGACUGUGGUUGUGGAGAUGGCUGCACGUGUGGCUGCGGCUGUGGCUGUGGCUGCGGAGGAUUUGAUAUGUACCCUGAUAUGAGCUUCUCAGAGAAGACCACCACCCAGACACUUAUUGUUGGGGUUGCAACCCAAACCACAUACUAUGAGGGUUCUGAGAUGGGUGUGGGAGCUGAAAACGAAGGGUGCAAGUGUGGAUCCAAGUGUACCUGUGACCCCUGCACAUGUAAAUGAGAGUGGACACACAAUCCAAAGCAGAGUUAGAGACCUCUCUUCAACAAUUAAUAAUACAUAUGGUGUACAACUAGUGGUGAUUGUGUGUGUGUGUGUGUGUGUGUGUGUGUGUGUGUGAUGUUAUGUUUAGAAUAAAGUGGCCAUGGUUGCUCUGUAUGUAUAGGAUGGUGGGUGUCUCUGCUGGGCUUGUCAUGUCGUGGUUCUGUGUUAGUAUGAUGUGUGUUAAAAAGAGAUGUUGAGUUUGGUUGUAUGAAUGAGAAUCGCUUGAGUUUGAAAUUUUGAA